Messenger RNA from Aplysia californica (California sea hare), 492 nucleotides. RefSeq lists its product as uncharacterized. The transcript is spliced from 2 exons. NCBI's taxonomy places the organism in Eukaryota, Metazoa, Mollusca, Gastropoda, Aplysiida, Aplysiidae. The coding region runs from base 8 to 397 and encodes 129 amino acids. The record is from RefSeq and is a predicted model, not a curated record.
GGCACUUAUGAGACUUUAUUGUCUUGCAAGUGCCGCAAAACACGUACUAAAACUAAAACUACCGUGGUGUCCCCAGAAAUGGCUGCUCCAAAAGGAGUGGCUAACCCGAAGCGACCUAGUCAAACUGGCGGAGACCAGUGGCUCGUCGCUUGAGGCGGUCUUAGCCAUCGACCACAGCGUCGACCUACAACACACCUAUAGGUUUCGGUGCACAUUUUGCCCGCGACUGUGCGACAGAGAGGUCAAGGAGUACCGGAAGGAGGAUCUGGCCAGGCAGACAAUGAGGGCUCACCUCCUUGACCACAUCAAGAAUUUUGCUGCGACUGUGCCCCAGGAGGACCAAGAAGAUUUUCUCACAAGAAAUCAAAUGUGGCGUGAGAAAAAGACAGGUAUGUAGCCAAGUGUUGAACCCUAACACUGAUUUUGUAAGAGUUGGUACAACCUACUUUACUUUUUACUUUUGUGGGUGGUUGGCGGAUGUUCUGAUGUGGU